Molecule: messenger RNA, 1596 nt
Organism: Aspergillus campestris IBT 28561
Lineage: Eukaryota; Fungi; Ascomycota; Eurotiomycetes; Eurotiales; Aspergillaceae
Product: MDR family MFS transporter
Exons: 7
Coding region: 1-1596 (531 amino acids)
Biological process (GO): transmembrane transport
Molecular function (GO): transmembrane transporter activity
Source: RefSeq, a predicted model, not a curated record
AUGAAAACAUGGUUGCUGGUGUCGUCGCUUUGUCUUUCGACUUUCAUUGCCGCAUUGGAGCAGACCAUCAUCUCGACCGCCGCUGAGUCCAUCUCACGCUCCCUCCACACCAGCGAACUGGAAUUCACCUGGAUUGGAACUGCUUAUCUUCUGCCCGCUGCUGCUUCGACACCACCAUGGGGGAAGUUGAGCGACAUCUUUGGCCGCAAGCCUGUCCUCAUGAUCAGCAUCAUCGUCUUCUUUAUCGGAUCAUUGAUCGGCGCGCUAGCGACCAACAUCGACAUGCUCAUCGCGGGUCGCGUCAUUCAAGGCACCGGUGGCGGUGGUAUCCUGGGUCUCUCUGCCACCGUCAUCGGCGACGUCUUCAGCCCUCGUGAGCGAAGCAAAUACUUUGGCGUGCUGGGCGUGACUUGGGGCGUGGCCUGCGGUCUGGGUCCGAUCGUUGGCGGUGCAUUCUGCCAAUUCGUGAGCUGGCGCUGGUGCUUCUGGAUCAACUUACCGGUUGCUGGCGUGGCGGGCGUCCUUGUCUUCUUCUUCCUGGAAGUCCACACCCCGCGCACUCCCAUCCUCGAAGGCCUCCUCGCAAUGGACUGGUUGGGCACAAUCACCAUCGUGGGAGGAACCGUCAUGUUUCUCCUAGGGCUCGGCUACGGCGGCGCCACCUACCCCUGGAAUUCAGCCACGGUGAUCUGCCUGAUUGUGUUCGGCAUUGUGACAAUUGUCGUUUACGCGCUGAUCGAAUGGAAAGUCGCAAAGUACCCCAUCACACCGCUGCGUCUGUUCAAGUCUACCUCCAACCUCGCCACCUUCGGUAUUGCCUACAUCCACGGUCUCGCCUACAUCGCAGACCUCUACUACCUCCCGCUAUACUUCCAGAUCGUCCUCGGCGCCACCCCCAUCCUCUCCGGCGUCUACCUCCUCCCAGUAGCAGUGACACUCUGCGUCGCGUCCACCCUAACAGGAGUCUACAUCAGCCACACCGGCCGCUACCGCCCGCCCAUCUAUUUCGGCCUGGUGAUGAUGAUCCUCGGCCACGGGCUGUACAUCAACCUGCAACCCUACCCGAGCUGGCCACGAAUCAUCAUCUUCCAGAUCAUCGCGGGCCUCGGCCUCGGCCCGCUCUUCCAAGCGCCCAUCAUCGCCAUCUUCUCCCUCACCAAGCCCGCCGACAUCGCGAGCGCCGCAGCGACGGUCUUCUUCGCCCGCGACAUCGCAACCGCCAUGUCGAUCGUCUUCGGCGGCGUGAUCUUCCAGAACCGCAUCCGCGCGUACAAGCGCGACAUCGAGGGUGUCGUGUCGCCCGCGUUGACGGAGCUCAUCACGUCGGGCGGUGCGACGACGGCGUCCGGCCAGAUCCGCGCAUUGCCGGAUGCGGCCCGCAGUCUGGUUAGGGAUCGCUACAACACGGCGCUGCAGAGUGAAUGGAUCUUCUAUACUGCUCUCUCUGGGGCAGCGUUGCUGCUGAGCGUGUUUAUCAGCAAGCAGGUCCUUUCGAGGGACCACAAGAUGAAUAAGACGGGUCUCGAUGUGCAGGAGUCGAGUCGGCUGGAAGAGCUGGAAAAGGAGAAGAAGACGUCACCGGAUGAUUCGGUGUAA